Tarenaya hassleriana is the source of this 1939-nucleotide messenger RNA. Its product is annotated as probable carboxylesterase 11. The transcript is spliced from 2 exons. Lineage: Eukaryota; Viridiplantae; Streptophyta; Magnoliopsida; Brassicales; Cleomaceae. The coding region runs from base 220 to 1599 and encodes 459 amino acids. Gene Ontology annotation, molecular function: hydrolase activity. The record is from RefSeq and is a predicted model, not a curated record.
UGUUGAUUCAUCUUCUUCCCACCUAAGCCCCUUUCUUGAUUUGUCUCUCUUUACGCCUGUCUUGUCUUUCACCUCGAUUCAAACUCUGAGAUUCAAGCUAUCUUCGUCUCCGUCUCCACAAACCCUAAUUCAAUGCAAUUCCCACCUUCCUCUCAUAUGCUUCCUCCAUCCAUGGAUCCCUAGUCUCUGCAAUAACGUUGCUGAAGAGUUCGUGGGAAAAUGCCGAGUGUAGCUGUGAAGCUCUACAGUGUCUUCUUCAAGUUCCUGUUGAAGCACCGUUUGCAGAAUCAGAUCCAAUCCACCGGCUCCGGUGAUGAGUCCUCGUCGGAUCCGUUCGGCGUCACGACCCGACCUGAUGAAUCCGUUGCCGCUCCGAACCCGUCCUUCACCGAUGGCGUCGCAACCAAGGACAUUCACAUCGACCCGUUAACCUCUCUCUCCCUUCGGAUCUUCUUGCCGGAAUCCGCUCUCGCUCCGCCGGAGCCGGAUGUUUCCGGUAAGCCGCGAAAUUCCCGCCCAAAUCACCAUCACCUCGCCGGAUCAGAUCUCUCCAGAAGAAACAGCUUCGGCUCCUCAAACAUUUUCUCCUCUGCGAAAGAGGAAUCGAGAAGGAACAGUUACGGUUGCAGCACCGACGAGGCUCUCAGCGCGAGAUCCUCCGAACCGUACAGAGGGUACUCGCCAUCGUCGGCGGGGAACUGCCGGGGACUCCCCGUGAUGUUGCAAUUUCACGGUGGUGGAUGGGUGAGUGGGAGCAAUGACUCAGUGGCCAAUGAUUCCUUCUGCAGAAGAAUGGCAAAGCUCUGCGACGUCAUUGUUUUGGCCGUCGGGUAUCGGCUUGCGCCCGAGAAUCGGUACCCUUCGGCGUAUGAGGACGGGCUCAAGGUGUUGAACUGGCUCGGGAAGCAAGCAAAUUUGGCAGAGUGCAACAAGUCGAUGGGAAGCUCUCGGCAACGACUCGGGACGGAGUUAAAGAAAUCGGAGGCUAACAAGCAUAUAGUGGAUGCUUUCGGUGUAUCAAUGGUGGAGCCUUGGCUUGCGGCUCAUGGAGAUCCUUCAAGAUGUGUGCUUCUUGGGGUGAGCUGUGGUGCCAACAUAGCGGAUUACGUAGCUCGUAAAGCCGUGGAGGCAGGCCGGCGGCUGGACCCCGUCAAGGUUGUCGCCCAAGUUCUGAUGUACCCUUUCUUCAUCGGCUCCAUUCCCACCCAAUCCGAGAUCAAACUCGCAAACUCCUAUUUCUAUGACAAGCCCAUGUGCAUUCUCGCCUGGAAGCUCUUCUUACCCGAGGAAGAAUUCAGCCUGGACCACCCGGCUGCCAAUCCACUCGUCCCUGACCGAGGCCCACCCCUCAAGCUAAUGCCACCUACACUAACCAUCGUUGCAGAACACGACUGGAUGAAAGACCGAGCCAUCGCUUACUCAGAGGAGCUGAGGAAGGUAAAUGUAGACGCUCCGGUCUUAGAGUACAAAGACGCGGUUCACGAAUUUGCCACGCUCAACAUGCUUCUGAGGACACCACAGGCUCAGGCCUGCGCAGAAGACAUUGCCAUCUGGGUCAAGAAGUACAUCUCUCUCCGCGGCCAUGAGUUCUCGUACUAGCUUCUCCUCCAGGGUAUAAGAACAAAAGGGCUGAUCUGAAAACCGGGCGAGGUAUGAGAACAAAAAGGUGAAAUCAGGAAACCUGGUUUUCCGGGAGGUUUUUCUCUCUAGCUCCGGCGAGAGGAAGAACAAAAGGGCUGGUCGGAAAACAGGGGAUGAUCGUUCCUCGCUUGUCUGAAAUCGUUUAUGCAGUUUCACAUGUAAGACAUGCGAGAGGUUCUCUUGAGUUAGUCUUAGUGUUGUGUUGCUCUGUUGAGAUGAAAGUCGUCUUCUUCUUCACCAUUUUUGUGUAUUACUCAACUUUCUCCAUUUAUAAAAAGUCCAUGUAUUUUGUAGAUUU